GCGCUGGCAGCCGUGGGGCGGGGCGCGGUGUGCGCGGCUCUCGCGAGACUUGCCGCGGGCUUCGCGCGGUGCUUGGUGGGAGCUCGCCCCUUUCUGGCGGCCCGGCCAUCUUGGCUGCGCGUCUGCGGUACCGCCCGACCCCGCGCGAGGCAGCAACAUGGUGGCCGCGAAGAAGACGAAAAAGUCCCUGGAGUCCAUCAACUCCAGGCUUCAGCUGGUUAUGAAAAGUGGCAAAUAUGUGCUUGGGUACAAACAGACCCUGAAAAUGAUUCGUCAGGGCAAAGCCAAGUUGGUCAUCCUUGCAAACAACUGCCCUGCUUUGAGAAAAUCAGAGAUUGAGUACUAUGCUAUGCUUGCCAAGACUGGUGUCCAUCAUUAUAGUGGGAACAACAUCGAGUUGGGCACAGCAUGUGGAAAAUACUACAGAGUGUGCACACUGGCCAUCAUUGACCCAGGUGACUCUGACAUCAUUAGAAGCAUGCCAGAACAAACCAGCGAGAAGUAAAUGCUAUAAAGGUGUUAUUUCUACAAUAAAAUUGGCUACAGAUCCCUUUUAAGAAAAA
This is a messenger RNA of Hirundo rustica (Barn swallow), 563 nucleotides long. It is a transcript of the gene RPL30, whose product is annotated as ribosomal protein L30. The transcript has 5 exons. Gene Ontology annotation, cellular component: cytosolic large ribosomal subunit. NCBI's taxonomy places the organism in Eukaryota, Metazoa, Chordata, Aves, Passeriformes, Hirundinidae. The coding region runs from base 158 to 505 and encodes 115 amino acids. Gene Ontology annotation, molecular function: RNA binding; structural constituent of ribosome. The record is from RefSeq and is a predicted model, not a curated record.